Hyaloscypha bicolor E is the source of this 471-nucleotide messenger RNA. RefSeq lists its product as uncharacterized. The record is from RefSeq and is a predicted model, not a curated record. NCBI's taxonomy places the organism in Eukaryota, Fungi, Ascomycota, Leotiomycetes, Helotiales, Hyaloscyphaceae. The transcript has 2 exons. The coding region runs from base 1 to 459 and encodes 152 amino acids.
AUGAUGGCGCAGAUCCAGCAAGAGCUAAAAGUGAAUAGAAAGUACGGUCAACCGCCUCCGUUCACCCCCGACCCCACUCCCAUCUUCACCUCGGUCCUCCAAAACCUCACACUCGCCACAGAAGCAGUUCUAGGCGUUAAGCUCAACUACACCGAUACUGGGUACGAUGAAGGAUGCCAAAUAUCAGCUCCUUGGGAGUUCAACGAAACCUUUGUCCGCGCUUUCCAAGGCGCAAUGAACACCCUCGCCGCACUACCUGGUAACGUCUGGUUUGCCGGACCUGAAGUAAGCCCUUGGAUAGAGCGGAGAGAUCAUUCGAAUGACCUCAUCAACUAUUGCGGUGAGGAUGGAACGAGAAUGGCACUUGGGCACGCGAGAGCUGCUGUUGAAAUGAUGGAGUAUGAUCCAGGGUAUAGAUAUGGCGACUUUCACUGUGGGACAUAUUUUGUUGAAGAAUAAAUGAGAAUUGCG